AGAAAUAUUUCGGUGACACGCGCACAGAGCGUCUGACGCACCUUUAGUUUUGAAGAGGCGCAGGUGAGGAGCUGGAACCUGGAGCGGGACCACAUCUGACUCUCAGUCCGUGUGGAGAACAGAAAGCACGAUGAGCAAAACGAAGAAUAAAAGUGACAAUAAGACGGAAAAAGCUUUGGCUGCGGAGAAGGAGCAGUUUGGUAAACAACAGCUCCACAGCAUCAGCAAAACUCUCACCUCAGCGGAAACACCGCCCAAAGAGAAAUAUGUGCGCAAUAUCAUCAUGGGGAGUCAUAAGGAGGGUGGAGCCAGCACCUUCUGGUCCUAUGCCCUGAACCUGCCUCUGUCCAGCAACUCCAUGAUCAGCUGGAAGUUCUGCUACGUGCUGCACAAGCUGCUCCGCGACGGACACAGAAAUGCUGUUGCAGAUUCUUACCGACGCUGCCGCAACGUGAAAGAUAUGGGUGUUCUCUGGGGAAACUUGCACGAUCGAUACGGCCACAUUGUCGCCUUGUCAGCCAAAUACCUCUGCCUCAAAAUGGAGUUUCAUGCAAAGCACAAGGUGAUCCCAGGUAACCUGGAGGCCAGUGAUGAGACGGUGGAGAGGGAGGCAGGAACUGACAUGACCAAAGUGUUGGAUAUGACAAACGAGCUGCUGGAUUACAUGGAUGCUGGACUGAAGAUGGCUGAGACAGUUCUGCGUCAGCUCGACGCCAACGGCGCCAAAUCAACGACUCCGGCUGGACAGUGCAGACUGACGCCUCUCAUACCGCUCAUACUGGACUGCAGCUUCCUCUACCACUUCUCUGUCCGGUUGAUGUUCAAACUUCACAGCCGCAUCGCUCCAGAUGUUCUUCUUGGACACAGAGAGCGGUUCCGUGAUCUGUUUACGAGCCUCACGCAGUUCUUUGACAGAGCCAGAGAAAUGGAGUUCUUUAAAAGUGUCAUCCAGAUCCCAGAUCUCCCAGACGCUCCUCCGAACUUCCUCCGCGCCGCCGCCUUGGCCGAGUAUAAAAAGCCGGUGGUGGUGAUGCCCGGCGAGGAGCAACAUGAGGAGGAGGAGGUGGAGCCGCAGCCGGAGUUCAGAGAAUCAGCACAGAUACCACAGUACUAUUUGCUGAGCCAAAUGGGAGGAUCUGAGGCUCCAGUGGAGCAGAGAGAGACAGAGACUGAGAGUCUGAGGAGGGAGCUGGAGGUGCUCAAACCAGAGCUCCAGCUCAUCAAGAACGAGGCUCAGAGGUGUGUGACUGAGUUGAAGGCUCAGGUGAACCGUCUGGAGGCCGAGGUCGAGGAGCAGCGCACACACAAACAGGUGGCGAUGGUGGAAAACGAACACCUGCGGAUGGAGGUGGAGGCUUUACGCUGCACUAAUGUCGCUAAUGUCGGGGCGCAGAUCGGAUACAAGGAGGCAGACAGUAGAGCUCAGGCUGCGGAGCUUCGUUUCACACAACUCAAAGAGAGACACGCGGAGCUGGUGACCAGUCACGCCGACUUAAUGAAGAAGAACGCAGAGACAGUGAAGAUGCUGUCCAGCACUAAACAAGACCAGGACGAUUUGCUGAGAGCCAAGAAACAGCUGGAGAGCGAGCUGGAGAAUCUACGUCAGCAGAGUAGCAACAUGAUGAGUCAGCAGCAGCAGGAGGCCGACCAUCUGAACAAAGAGCUGCUGGAGCAGAGAGCGGAGCUGGCCCUCCUUCGCAGCACCCUGGAAAAUAAAGACAUGGAGGGAUCUCAGGUGAGCAGCACCCUGGCGGCUCUGCAGGCGGAGCGGGAGGUGCUGCUGCGCUCCGCCAGAGAGAAGGACGCUGAACUCUCCUCGCUGAGGCAACAGACGCAACAGCAGCAGAGCUCCCAGGACCUGGAGAGAGACCGGAACAACAGAGAGCUGGAGGCGCUCAGGGCUCAGCUGCAGCAACAGCUCGCCAUCAACGCAGAGCAGAAGUUAGAGAUCGACCGGCUGAGACGAGAGCUGGACUCGACCCGAGCUGAGCUGAUGCGGGCGAACAGCGCCCUGCAAAGCAAAGAGAUGAGCGGCACCCAGCUGAACAGCACCCUGGCGGGGCUGCAGGCGGAGAGGGAGGUGCUGCUGCGGUCGGUGAGGGAGCAGGAGGCCGAGCUGAACUCCCUCAGACAACAAGCUCAGCUCCACCACAGCUCCAUGGAGCAGGAGAGGCAGAGGAGCAGCAUGGAGCUGGGCAGCCUGCACGCCCAGUUACAGCAGCAGGCGUGUCGUGAAGGAGAACUGGCCCAGAAGCUGCAGGAGGAGCAGUUCUGUCUGCUGCAGUGUGCCGUGGUGGAGGCCGAGGGCAUCAUACUGGACGCUGUGGCCAAGGUGGACGACCCCAUACACGUCCGCUGCAUCAGCUCACCUGAUUAUUUGGUGAACCGAGCUGAAAUCACUCUGGGAUCCAUCGACAAAAUGCAGCAGAGCCACUUGGUCUACCUCGGAAACAGGAACGACGCCAGUGGUUUGUUGAGGGCGGUCACACAGUUUUCCCACCUCGCCGCCGACACGAUCGUCAACGGAGCGGCGACGUCGCACUCUGCUCCCACCGACCAAGCCGACCGUUUGACUGACAGCUGUCGGGACUGUGCGAACCACUGCCUUCAGUUCUUGAAGGAUCUGAAGUUUCAGGCCAGUUUACAGAGAGCAGAUCCCUCAGCCAUACGCUACACCGUCCAGCGUAUCCUCGCUCUGGGACAGGAUUUGCGUCCUAAAGGUCAGGAUGUGCUGAAAGAAGAGCUGGGGAGCAUGGUGGAUAAAGAGAUGAUCGCUACAUCCACUGCCAUUGAGGAGGCUGUGCUGCGAAUGGACGAAAUACUGAAUCAGGCAAAGAAGGACACGAGUGGUGUGAAGCUGGAGGUCAACCAGAGUAUCCUGGGAUCCUGCUCAGACCUGAUGAAGGCUGUUCACAUGCUGGUGACAGCUGCUACUGAUUUACAGAAAGACAUUGUGGAAGGAGGCAGGGGAGCAGCGUCUGUCACAGAGUUUUAUGCCAAAAACUCUCGCUGGACAGAAGGACUCAUCUCGGCCUCGAAGGCUGUGGGCUGGGGCGCCACACAGCUGCUUGACUCAGCCGACCGGGUCGUGGGUGAGAACGGUACGUACGAGGAGCUCAUCGCCUGCUCGCAUGAGAUCGCUGGGAGCACCGCCCAGCUGGUCGCCGCCUCAAAGGUGAAGGCCGACCGCAACAACAAGAAGCUGAAGACGCUGCAGCAGGCCUCGCGACAUGUGAACGACAUGGCCGCCGUGGUCGUCUCCUCCACCAAACAUGGACAAAUGCAGAUCUCUGACCACGGUGUGAUGGAUUUCUCGGGCAUGUCUCUGAUCAAGCUGAAGAAAGAAGAGAUGGAGGCUCAGGUGAAGGUGCUGCAGCUGGAGAGCCAGCUGGAGCAGGAGCGAGUCCGCCUGGGGGAGCUGAGGAAGCGGCACUAUGACCUUGGUGUCUCCGGGACCGGCACUGAUGCGGCGGAUGACUUACCGCCGCCUCCGCCGCCCACCUUGCUUGACUCCACACCGGUGCCUCCAUCCUUUUCGCAAACGCAGCCGUACCUGAACACCAAUCCGUUUGCCCCAGCUCCGACUCAACCCUACUCAAUGCCUCAGUCUUACACCCCAACGAUAAACACCUACACUCCUUCUCAGUCCUACAUACCGUCCCAGCCCUACAUCCCAACUCAGCCGUUCACCCCGGCUCAUCUCUACACACCAAACCCGACCCAGAGUUACCUGAAACCCCAGUCUUAUUCACCAUCACCAUCACCGUCACCCCAGCCUCAGCCGCCGCCCUCCCAACCUCAGACCAACACCACUGAGACCACCAAACCGGCCUCAAGGAAACCAAACAUCUUCAUCAAAUCAGGGAACCUGCUGAAGAACGCGUUCAAACGAGGUGAAACUGGAACAGGGGAAUCCUGAGGUGUGACUGAAAAAGAAGAUUCAACGUUAAGCAUCUUUUAACACAACUUUAUGUAAAUUUUUUACCUUAAUAACAGCGGCAGAAUCAGUUUUAUGCUACACAGAAUUAUAAAUACAACGGUUUAAUUUUUCCACCAAUAGAGUGGCGCAGGGAUGACGUAGUUUGUAGGCUAACCCGGAAGUUAGCAUCACACUCGUUUCCCCGAAAAAAAGCUAACGUGAUCUUUUCACUGGUUUUUGGAUAACUGCUGAAAAUAAACUGACCAACGAUAGUUUAUGAUACUUAGAUGUUUUGUUCUUCUUAGAAAGUUAGUGAUAGUUUGAAAGAGCGGGAGUAGAAACACAACGAGGCUGUAAAGGUGGACUGGUGAGUAGAUGACAACCUCUGUAAUCUCAUUUAGCUGCUUGUUAGCAACCGCCUUUUUUAAGACACGUAAAAGCUUCAAAAAACAAACAAAGGUGGGAUGGGUUCUGAUGUAUUUUAUGUCGGAGAAUAAAACGUGAAAAUGUCUUGAC
Lates calcarifer (barramundi perch) is the source of this 4435-nucleotide messenger RNA. RefSeq names its product huntingtin-interacting protein 1-related protein. Gene Ontology annotation, cellular component: actin cortical patch; clathrin-coated vesicle. Gene Ontology annotation, molecular function: phosphatidylinositol-3,5-bisphosphate binding; clathrin-cargo adaptor activity; phosphatidylinositol-3,4-bisphosphate binding. The transcript has 33 exons. The coding region runs from base 131 to 3919 and encodes 1262 amino acids. Gene Ontology annotation, biological process: clathrin coat assembly; endocytosis; actin filament organization. NCBI's taxonomy places the organism in Eukaryota, Metazoa, Chordata, Actinopteri, Centropomidae. The record is from RefSeq and is a predicted model, not a curated record.